UUCAAGUCAUAAACAUAAAGUCCACUCAAAAGUGUUGAACUGGUUUGUGGAUUCAGUCUUUGGGAAUGGUUUGGGAAUUAAGAAUCCAUUAAAAGGCUUCACUGUUUUCUGCUGCUUGCAUCGGUUUCAUUUUUAGGAAGUUCCAGAUGUCGUCCAAACUGACAAUGGCUCUGAAAGAAUGGGAGAAUUUGGAAAAAGAGUUUCAGCAGAUUCAGGAUACUCAGCAGCUUUACAUGCAGAAGCUGGAUGAAGUCUCUAAGCUGCAGAACAGCUUCGCUGCCUCCAUAUCUCACCACAGGAAGUUUUUAAAGGAUCUGUCUCAGUCUCUAAAGAAAUGCACCAAAGGUCUUACAGAAGAGGAAGCGAAGCAGGUGGAGGAAAUUAAGGGACAAAUGCAGGAGAGGCCCAACCUUUUAUCCCAGAUGGAAUCAUACCUUCCAAAGAAAAAUGGGAUAUAUCUCAGUCUCGUUCUUGGAAGUGUGAAUGUCAACCUUCUAAGCAAGCAGUCGAAGGCGUCCUAUAAAGAUGAAUAUGAGAAAUUCAAGCUGGGUGUGACCGUGAUCGCGUUUCUGCUGGCCUUCAUCUGUGAGUUUUUUGUUAACUACAGAGUUUUGGAUGCACUCCUGAACUUCCUGUUGGUUUGGUACUACUGCACUUUAACAAUUCGUGAGAGCGUUCUCAUCAGCAAUGGAUCCAGGAUUAAGGGAUGGUGGGUGGUCCAUCACUACAUCUCAACCAUUCUAUCUGGGAUUAUGUUGACUUGGCCAGAUGGUGAGCUCUACCAGAUGUUCAGAAUCCAGUUUUGGGGCUAUUGUCUGUACCAGUGUUUUGUACAGUUCCUUCAGUACUACUAUCAGAGUGGAUGCCUUUACAGACUCAAAGCUCUUGGGGAAAGACAUAACCUGGACUUGACAGUGGAAGGGUUUCAGUCAUGGAUGUGGCGAGGGCUGACAUUUCUGCUGCCGUUUUUGUUCUUUGGUCAUUCCUGGCAGUUUUUUAACAGCAUCACUCUGUUCAGAAUGGCCAACCUUCCUCAGUGUAAAGAGUGGCAGGUUUUCAUGUGUGGGGUUUGCUUCCUGGUUUUAUUCACGGGGAAUGUUCUGACUACACUUGCAGUCGUCCGUCACAAACUAAAAGAGAAGAAGAAGCAGGAAAAGAGCAAAUAACCAGCUGCAGAUUCAUACGUCAUCUGAAUUGCUGAAUUCAUGGUGCAGAAAUAAAAUAAACUUUUUGCAAAAUACUCUAAA
This is a messenger RNA of Astyanax mexicanus (Mexican tetra), 1247 nucleotides long. RefSeq names its product transmembrane protein 120Ab (gene tmem120ab). The transcript has 12 exons. Gene Ontology annotation, cellular component: membrane. NCBI's taxonomy places the organism in Eukaryota, Metazoa, Chordata, Actinopteri, Characiformes, Acestrorhamphidae. Gene Ontology annotation, biological process: fat cell differentiation. The record is from RefSeq and is a predicted model, not a curated record. The coding region runs from base 147 to 1166 and encodes 339 amino acids.